AUGGAGGAAGCGGCUGUGGCGGAGCUGGCGGAGCUGCUGGCGGUCCCGGCGGCGCGGGAGGCCGCGGCGGAGGUUGCCCUGGCGCUGUCGGGGAGCGCCGAGGGGCGGAAGCUGCUGCUGGAGGGGCCGCCCGGGGUUCUCGAGGCGUUGUUGGAGCUGGGGACGACACCCUGGCCACCCGCUGCCUGCUGUGCGGCGGGCGGCCACGUCAACCCAAGUACGGGAGGACAGGGUGUGCUGGGAGGCCAGGUCAACCCAAGCACGGGCGGGCAGGGUGUGGUGGGAGGCCAGGUCAACCCAAGCACGGGCGGACAGGGUAUGCUGGGAGGCCAGGUCAACCCAAGCACGGGCGGCCAGGGUGUGCUGGGAGGCCAGGUCAACCCAAGCACGGGCGGCCAGGGUGUGGUGGGAGGCCAGGUCAACCCAAGCACGGGCGGCCAGGGUGUGCUGGGAGGCCAGGUCAACCCAAGCACGGGCGGGCAGGGUGUGCUGGGAGGCCAGGGUGUGGUGGGAGGCCAGGUCAACCCAAGCACGGGCGGCCAGGGUGUGGUGGGAGGCCAGGUCAACCCAAGCACGGGCGGACAGGGUGUGGUGGGAGGCCAGGUCAACCCAAGCACGGGCGGCCAGGGUGUGGUGGGAGGCCAGGUCAACCCAAGCAUGGGCGGACAGGGUGUGGUGGGAGGCCAGGUCAACCCAAGCACGGGCGGCCAGGGUGUGCUGGGAGGCCAGGUCAACCCAAGCACGGGCGGGCAGGGUGUGCUGGGAGGCCAGGGUGUGGUGGGAGGCCAGGUCAACCCAAGCACGGGCGGCCAGGGUAUGCUGGGAGGCCAGGUCAACCCAAGCACGGGCGGGCAGGGUUUGGGGGGCCAGGUCAACCCAAGCACGGGCAGUCAGGGCGCAGGCGGUCAGAUUAAACCCAUUGCUGGUGGGUCGGGCUGUCAGGUCAACCCUAAUACGGGGGGCAAGGGCGCGGGCGGUCAGGUCAACCCCAGCACGGGAAGCCAAGGCGGGGGCCGUCAGGUCAACCCAAGCACGUGUAGUCAUGGUGGGGGCCGUCAGGUCAACCCCAGCACGGGAAGCCAGGGCGCGGGCCAUCAGGUCAACCCAAGUACGUGUAGUCAUGGCGCGGGCUGUCAGGUCAACCCAAGCAUGUGUAGUCAUGGUGCGGACCGUCAGGUCAACCCCAGCACGGGAAGCCAAGGUGCGGGCUGUCAGGUCAACCCAAGCACGUGUAGUCAUGGCGCGGGCCGUCAGGUCAACCCAAGCACGUGUAGUCAUGGCGCGGGCUGUCAGGUCAACCCAAGCACGUGUAGUCAUAGCGCGGGCUGUCAGGUCAACCCAAGCACGUGUAGUCAUGGCGCGGGCCGUCAGGUCAACCCCAGCACGUGUAGUCAUGGCGCGGGCUGCCAGGUCAACCCAAGCACAUGUAGUCAUGGCGCGGGCUGCCAGGUCAACCCCACGGUAGGCGGCCAGGUCAACCCUGCUUUGAGCUGCCUGGUCAACCUCUCCUCCGAGCCAGCCGCCCGUGAACGGCUGCUGGCGGCUCUGCCCGCCCUGCUGCGGCUCCUACCGGCCGGCCCGGCUUGCGGGGUAUUGGCCAACCUGUGCCGGGACCGCGAAGCGGCUCAGCGGGUGCUACAGGGGCUGGAAGAGAACGGAUCCGGGUUGGAGUCGCUCCUCGGGGCGUUGAGGGAGCCUCGACCGCCUCCGGAACUCGGCUCCCUCCUUUGUAACCUCAGUCAAAUCCCCGAGGGGCGCCGAGGGAUCCUCGACCGCUCCCGGCGGUCGGUGCAGCGGUUACUCCCCCACACGCAGUUCCCGGCGGUGUCGGAGCUGCGUCGCGGCCUCAUCGGAGCCCUCCGGAAUUGCUGCUUCCAAUACGAGGCCCACGAGUGGCUGUUGAGUGAAGAGGUCGACGUUCUCCCCUUUCUCCUCCUCCCUCUCGCCGGUCCCGAGGAAUUCCCUGAGGACGAGAUGGAACAACUUCCGGUGGACCUUCAAUACCUUCCGCCGGAGAAGCAACGCGAGGAAGAACCGGAUAUCCGGAAGAUGUUGUUGGAGACCAUCAUGCUGCUCUCGGCCACGGCCGUCGGUCGCAGUGUCCUUCGGGCCAAGGGGACAUUCCCGGUGCUGCGGGAGCUUCACCGCUCGGAGCAGGAGCCCCGCGUGCUGGCGGCGUGCCAAAAGCUCAUCCAGGUGCUCAUCGGGGACGAUCCCCCCCCGGGAAUGGAGAACCUUCUGACCGUGGAGGUCCCCGCGGAGGUGGAGCUGCAGCUUCAACGCUUGGACCGAGAGGAGGAGGAGGAGGAGGCACAGAGGGGCGACGGUGCCCUCGGAGAAGACCUCGGACCUCCUCGUGGUGGAAUGAGCUCCACAUCUCCCCAACGUCUCAACAUCUCCAGCGAUGGAGACUCCACCACCUCCAGCGCGAGCUGAGAAGGCUUUGAAGGGGCCAAAUCCUUCCUGCUUGGCCCCAUCUCCACUCUCGCAGCUCCCAC
Cuculus canorus (common cuckoo) is the source of this 2498-nucleotide messenger RNA. RefSeq lists its product as uncharacterized. The transcript is spliced from 6 exons. The coding region runs from base 1 to 2436 and encodes 811 amino acids. The record is from RefSeq and is a predicted model, not a curated record. Lineage: Eukaryota; Metazoa; Chordata; Aves; Cuculiformes; Cuculidae.